Molecule: messenger RNA, 857 nt
Organism: Tricharina praecox
Lineage: Eukaryota; Fungi; Ascomycota; Pezizomycetes; Pezizales; Pyronemataceae
Exons: 2
Coding region: 198-716 (172 amino acids)
Source: RefSeq, a predicted model, not a curated record
GUUCUCGUAAGUUGUCUUACUACCCCUCCUUCUCGACGACAGCCCCGCACUCCUGGAAAGUUCUACACCGAGUCGAGUCGCUCGGUCCGGACACGCCUCAAUCAAAAAAACAUCUACUUGCCAGGUGAGGUACGCGUUAUAUUCGGAUUCAAUCUUCGCGGUCAACUUCCAAUUUCGGUAUCGAUGCAACUUUAGUGAUGAUCUUAUUCCCACAAAUCCAGAGAUUGCCAGCGAUGGGUGCCUUCCUGAUCAGCUCGUUCUUUUGCGUGCUUCUUGUCUCUUUUGCCAUGAUCCUGUGGCCUGUACGCCUCUGGGCCAGCUUCCCACGAUUGAAGGCAGCACGGCUCAAGCACCGAGGGAGAUACUACGCGCUGUCCCAAUCUCUGAUAAUAACUAUUGCCGAUCAGCAGCUUGUCAUCGGCAUAGCAAUGCUGGUUGCCGGUAUCCAACACCACUAUGAAGAGGACUCCACAUUCAACCAUCGUUACCUUGUCAUCCAGCUCGCCGCACAGUGCAACAUUGGUUUCGUCGGCGCGCUCGAGUUGGAAGGACGUCCGCUCGAGGAGGAGGGGCACGGCCCAGGAUCAAAUUCGACGCAGUAUUCCACCAGACUUAAUUGGGCGCGUAUCGCACUUUCGACACCACAUUAUACUCGAGACGAUAUACUUGUUCGGUGUAACUCUUUCCAGCUGCACCUACUGGGACGAUACCGAUAGCAAGCGCUGCUACUAGUACUUUAUCUCCAUCAACAUAUUGUUCUGCUAUGCGAGGCUAGCAUUAUUCGUCGUGUGGGUAUGGGGUGACUAUCUUAUCGCCAUACAGACGCUCGAUCGAUGUGCACGACUUUCUUCAAGCCG